CCGACGACGGCGUGCCAGGGGUGACAGUGCGCCCGCGCCAAGGCUACGCUACGUCGGGCUACUUCAAUAGUUACUUCUGAAGUAAUAAUAUGCACAUUGUCUUUUUUUUUACAGAAUCGUCAUAGUGGAAACAUGUUCAAACACUUGAGUAGUAUGCACAAGGAUAGAGCUGAGAAUAUAUCGAAGAACAAAAAGAAUACAGUGAAGACCCCCAUCAGGAAGGCUAAGCAUAUUGUCCUGAAUGGAGUGAAGAUGUCUGGAAAGGCACUCCAGCUUUACUGUUUACUUUUAGUGGCGGAACAAGGGGCUUCCUUCAAACUGCUGGACUCUCCGGCUUUCCAGAGCAUUGUAAGGCCCUAUCUGGAUGCUUUGCCUGCAAGUGAGAAGGUUACCAUCAAUCGGAGAAACAUUCCUGGUCUUAUACCUGAGUACGCCAAUAAAGUGAGAGAAAUAAUUGCUGAUGAAGUGAAGGGGAAGCUCAUCAGCCUAAAGUUAGAUGGAUGCACAAGAAAACACCGUCACUUUUUGGGCAUCACUGCUCAAUUUGUUGACGCUGGUAAACUGACAGUGCGGACUCUAGCUGUUGAAGAAUUAUUCAUUAAGAACAGUGCACCAUUGAUAAAAACUGAGGUUACUCGUGCUCUUGAUAGGUUCUCAAUAAUGGUUCAAAACCUGUUUUCUAUUACAUGUGAUAACGCAGCGAAUUACUUGCUGAUGGCACGCCUUUUUGAUAAGGCUGCGAAAGAGCUCUAUGCAAAACUUGAAAGCUUGCAGUAUGAUGAAGAGGAUGAAGAUCUUAGACAGUGGGCUGAAGAGGAUGACGAUGAAGACUGGCCAUCCAUCGAGUUAAUUGCUGAGGACAGCACCAGCAUCCAAAGUUCGCGGUGUGGCGCCCACACACUUCAGCUCGCUGUCGAUGAUGCCAUCAAGGAAACUCCUGAAGUGAAAGCUCUGCUGACGAAAGUGCGAGAUUUGGCCAAGUUCCUGAGAACACCUACUAUGGUGCGCGAGCUAAAGAAGCAGGACCUUACCUUGCCCAAGUUGGAUGUUGUUACUCGCUGGGGAUCGUCCUUUGAUAUGUGUGAGUCAGUUCUUGGUCUCAAAGAAUUCUCUCAGAAAUCCUUUUCAAAGGCAGAUCAGCAGCAGUAUGGACUCAGUGCCAAUGACUGGAGCAAAGUGGAAGAGCUGAUAAAAUGUCUGCGGCCAGCAAGAAAAGCGUCUAUCAAGUUGCAAGGCAAAUCCAUUCUGUUGGGAGAUUUCUUCCGCAUCUGGUCUACCUGCUAUGACAAACUGACAAAAUUGAAGCACCCAUUAGCAGAAGCCCUCUGUUGCGCAAUGGAAAAACGGAAACAAUCCGAAAUGUAUAAGAACCAAGCCCAGGGGGAAAAGCUGUCGAGCCUGUUGGGUACCCAGGCUUCAAAGCUGCUUUGCUCAUGGACCCACGCUAUUUUACAUUGCUCGACCCUUCUGAUGUCCAAGAAGCCAAGACGCACCUGGUGCAAGUAUGGCGAAGGCUCUGUCAUCUCAGGGGAGAAACUGAGAGAGAAACUGAUGAGGAUGGUAGCGAAGAGAGCUCUUCAACGGUUGUCUCUCAAGAAGUAUCAACAGAAGAUGACAGUGAUGAAGAAUCCACUUUUGCCAAAGAUCUGAAAAGGAGGAACAAAGAAAAGGUCAAGAACAUGGAUCCUAAGAGAAGCAACCAACCUGCUCUGAAAAUUCUACAAUUACUAGAUACUUACCUGGUUGAAACUCCUCCACUUGCUGAAAAAGAAGAUGUUUUGAUGUACUGGCACAACAAGAGAGUACAUCAUCCAAUCCUGUCUGAGUUGGCUUUUAUCGUUCUAGCCCAACCAGCAACACAAGUGGCAGUAGAACGAAUUUUCUCAACUCUGAAAUUCAUACUGAACCCACUGCGCUUCAGAUUAUCAUCGCAACACGUCGACGAUAUGAUGAUUCUUCACUGCAAUGCAGAUCUGCUACACAAAAUUGCAGAAAGUGAGUUGGUAAAACAAAUUUUAGGUGAGGCAACGUAAAAAAUGUCGCAAUGUAAGAAAAAUGAAAACCAACUUCCUGUUGAAUGAACUCGUUGAUUUUCUUUAUUUACAAGACAAGACUUCCAAACUUUUUCCUAGUCAACUAAUGGUCUUGAUGCUAUGUUAUUUGUUGUUUAGAUUUUUUUUAUUUGUCAUGGACUUAAGUUCAAUUAUUUUGUUUAUUUUGACUCACAUUCAGCCCAUGUGAUGUGAUAGUCCCUAGAUUAGAAAGACUUUCUGAUGAAUAUUUGUUCCUAGAUUGUGUUACUAGAAUGGUAAAAAUGUUACAUGUAAACAACACAUUAUUGAAUGUAGUUGACUGGUUUACUCUAUUUAAAAUGUAAGAUUUAUCAAUAUCUUCCUAGUCAACAAAUUGUACUGAGGCUUUGUUAUUUUUUGUUUGUUAUUUCUAUAUUUAUUGGUAAAAGACUGUAAUUAUAUUAUUUUGUUGACUUUGACUCACUUCAUGAUGUGCGUUUUCCCUUUAUCAGUAAGACGCAAAUAUUUGUUUGGGGGUGUUGCAUAGUUUUGUAUCCAAAGAUAAACGUGUUUCUAGAAAAAAUAAAUCUUUCAAGUAAACAAACUUA
Messenger RNA from Thrips palmi, 2620 nucleotides. RefSeq lists its product as uncharacterized. The record is from RefSeq and is a predicted model, not a curated record. The transcript is spliced from 3 exons. The coding region runs from base 133 to 1650 and encodes 505 amino acids. NCBI's taxonomy places the organism in Eukaryota, Metazoa, Arthropoda, Insecta, Thysanoptera, Thripidae.